CGGAGAAACCCAACGUUAAAGGGAUAUGCAUUAAAGCUGUAGCAAAUAAGAAAGUAAAUAAACCAAUUGAAACCCUAAUUUCACUUCAAAAAUUGUUCCCGGUUGUUAAAGCUAGGGACUUUUGCUUUGUCCAUAUAAAUAUAUGUAGAGAGUACAACAACACCUUCAUAUGCUCUAACACUCACUUCAUCAAUUCUCUUUAUUCGUUUCCAUUUAACAUCCUCAGAAGAAGAUGAAUAGGCCGGGAGAUUGGAACUGCAGAUCGUGUAGCCACCUCAACUUCCAAUGGAGGGAUUCAUGCCAACGUUGUAGAGAGCCUAGACCGGGCGGCAUCAGUACUGACUUACUCGGCAGUUUUGGUGGCCGUCCGGUUAGUAGCUCCUUCGGUUUCAACACCGGGCCCGACGUGAGACCCGGUGAUUGGUAUUGCAACGUUGGGAGUUGCGGGACACAUAAUUUUGCCAAUAGGUCCAGUUGUUUCAAGUGUGGUGCCGCCAAAGAUGAGUUUUCAAGUUCAAGUGCUGCUGCAACAACCGGGUUUAUAGACAUGAAUGUUGGUCCAAGACGUGGCCUUUUUGGUUUUGGCAGCAGCAGUGGUGGCAGCGGCACAGGCCGUUCUCCUUGGAAAUCUGGAGAUUGGAUUUGCCCAAGGUCAGGCUGCAACGAACAUAACUUCGCAAGCAGGUCAGAGUGUUUCAGGUGUAACGCACCAAAACCUGCCACUGAACCACCCUAUUAGUCCAACAAUAAUUGAAGCAUUAGAGAAGAGAAAACUGAUGAAGAACCGGAACAAGAUACCGACCCUUUAUGUCAUGAUUUUUUUUUCCCUUUAGAUUUGACACGUUUCAUAUCUUGUAGGACCUUUGUUUGGUUUAUGUUCGAAUGUAAGCAAGACAAAAAAAUUCUGAUGUCAUUCCAUCUCCUAGCUAGUAUGUACGUUUGUUUUAAUGUAUUCUUAUUUAUGACAAGGUUGUUGCCUUCUGAUUCCGCAA
Molecule: messenger RNA, 992 nt
Organism: Arabidopsis lyrata subsp. lyrata
Lineage: Eukaryota; Viridiplantae; Streptophyta; Magnoliopsida; Brassicales; Brassicaceae
Product: zinc finger Ran-binding domain-containing protein 2
Exons: 4
Coding region: 233-739 (168 amino acids)
Cellular component (GO): cytoplasm
Molecular function (GO): mRNA binding
Source: RefSeq, a predicted model, not a curated record